Fusarium oxysporum Fo47 is the source of this 598-nucleotide messenger RNA. RefSeq lists its product as uncharacterized. NCBI's taxonomy places the organism in Eukaryota, Fungi, Ascomycota, Sordariomycetes, Hypocreales, Nectriaceae. The transcript has a single exon. The record is from RefSeq and is a predicted model, not a curated record. Bases 209 to 457 code for a protein of 82 amino acids.
ACACCAUCUCGAUCUCCCUCCUGCCCAUGAUGUAAUCCCCCUAUGACGGCAUAGAAUCCCACCUUCGACGUCAACUUGCAAUCAUUGUUUUCCACUUCUCGUACUUAACCUCUCACUCUUCCUCAUCUGAGACCAUUCCACAUUCAAACAAACUCUUCAACAAUAACUCAAUCCCGAACCUCUUCACAUACCAAAAAUCACAGCAAUCAUGCCUGAGGGACGUCAAUCACCAGCUCCUGAGCAGCAGAGCGGUCGCCAGCAGCAGGAUCCACCUGCCUCUGGUCACGGCAUCAACAAGACUGAUGACAAGGACCCUAAGAGCCAGCUUGAGGCAAGAAAACCGCCAAUUCCAGUUUUCGAACAUGAUGCUAACUAUCUGCAGAACCUCUCAUCGAACCCCAAGGGUCUCACCGACGAUAUUGUGGAUGAGAAGUUCUCCAAGACCGAGAAGAAAUAGUCAUUCAAGCCAAAAGAAUAAGCUCGAUGGAACAGUUCUAACAUGGGAAUAGAACAAACGAUACCACGAUGGUUAUGAAUUGAUGGACAAGGGAAUGCAUAGAACUAAUAAACCACGACUGAAAUAGUCGCUUCAUUUAAA